AUGGCAGACGAGCCAGGCGCCCUCAACUGGCGACUAAGCGCACAUCCCAUCACCCUCCUCUGCUUCCUAGGCUUUCGAAUAGGCUCCCUCCUCCUCUACCUCUUCGGCGUCCUCUUCAUCCGCUCCUUUAUCCUCGUCUUCAUCUUCACCCUCCUCCUCCUCUCCAUCGACUUCUACUACCUCAAGAACAUUGCCGGCCGCCGCCUCGUCGGCCUCCGCUGGUGGAACGAAGUCAACACCACAACCGGCGACAGCAAAUGGGUCUUUGAGUCCGCUGCCGCAGAACGUCAGCCAAAUCCUACAGACAAGCGGUUCUUCUGGUUGAGCAUGUAUGUUGUGCCGGCGUGUUGGGUGGGGUUGGCGAUAUUGGCGAUUUUGAGGCUGCAGAAUUUUAUUUGGUUGGUUACGAAUGUCAUUGCAUUAAUCCUCACAAUCACGAAUACCGUUGCCUUUUCACGAUGCGACAAGUUCAGUCAAGCGAGCAGUUUUGCAGGAAGUGCGUUCUCAGCAAUGCCGGGGAAUGUUGCAGGCCGCUUAGCUUCCAACAUGAUGGGGCGGUUCUUCAAAUAA
This is a messenger RNA of Lithohypha guttulata, 570 nucleotides long. RefSeq names its product Golgi apparatus membrane protein tvp23 (gene TVP23). Gene Ontology annotation, biological process: protein secretion; vesicle-mediated transport. Bases 1 to 570 code for a protein of 189 amino acids. The transcript is spliced from 3 exons. NCBI's taxonomy places the organism in Eukaryota, Fungi, Ascomycota, Eurotiomycetes, Chaetothyriales, Trichomeriaceae. The record is from RefSeq and is a predicted model, not a curated record. Gene Ontology annotation, cellular component: Golgi membrane.